Durusdinium trenchii is the source of this 1197-nucleotide messenger RNA. Lineage: Eukaryota; Dinophyceae; Suessiales; Symbiodiniaceae. The record is from the annotation of a GenBank genome assembly.
AUGCCCUUGAUGCUGCACUACCGCUUCCUGAAUUAUGCUCAGCGUACUCGGGAGGUGGAUGAUGCGGAUGUUUUUAUCAUCCCAGCUUACAACUUCAAGCCAUCCCAUGACCUUCCCUGUGCCAAUAGCAGUGACCUCUUUGACACACUGGCCGAGCUAAAUCCUCGACUGAAGGACCUGUAUCCAUUGCAAAGACACUGCUACGGAAAUGAGAUAGAAGACACUGUCUUGAAUGAAGACAUCAUGCCAUUCAAGUCCCUGCGCGAGGAGGAGCAAUGGGCAAAGGCCAAAGUCGGGAAGGCCAAGAAGGAAGCGUUGCUUGGCGCUUGCGCGCAGGACGGCCCAGAGGGCUGGACCUACAACAAGCCUUUCAUUUGGUAUCAAUUUCCCUAUCCUGCCGUCUACCAUGGUCAUGCCGAGUCCACUCCUGCCAAGCUCCGGGUGAAACUUGGAGGUAUUGACCGUUACUUAUGGUCCUUCAGUGGAACGGGUCGUGGACAAGCCGGCUUCUUGCGUCAAGCCAUCAUGAAGGAGUGCACCAUAUGCAACAGGUGUGGCAAAGUCACUCAAAUCCAGGAAGUGACUGGGGCACCACAGAAGGCCAGCAUGAUGGACUAUGCACGACUCUCCGCGAAGAAACUGCAAUCAACCUUUUGUGUGGAACCGCCUGGUGAUAGCAUCACACGAAAGAGUCUUAUCGACUCCAUUGUGCUGGGCUGCAUUCCGGUGGUGUUUCUUCAUCAGGAAUUGGACAUGUUCGAAGCUUUUGCCACGGCAGAAGAGUUUGCAGAUGCAGUGGUCUACGUACCAGAAGCUGAAGUUAUGGGUGAUGGACGAAUCUCCUUGUGGGGCACAGGCACUUUUCAUGACUCUUCCCAUCAAUGGAAGCACUUCCAGAAACUCUACCCCAAAUAUGCGGAGGUAUUUGAAGCGUUAAGACCCAAGAGGAGCUUGGAACAACGAGAGAAGCAACUGCGGAGCCUCUUCCCGAAUGCCACUUCGAUUGCAACAAUCUUGAGUGCGAUCUCCGAUGAGGAGGUCAAACGCAAGCAGAAGGCCUUGGCAAAGAUCUCCCAUCGCUUUGUCAUUGGUUUGGAUGAUUCCAGCGAAGAUGCCGUUCGAAUCUUGCUCAACCGUAUUAUCUCCGACGACACCGUGGCCCAGGAGCGCAAUGCAAAGAGCACGUUGUUUGCCUAA